CAGUGUUUGUAACGGUCGUUCUAUCCUAAAUAUAGCCAGGGCAUGUGAGCUAGCAUUGCAGCUAGCACAGCACUGUUGAAGCUUUAAUGGCGAUAACAGUAGAUUUAUUUCACUUGAUAAUUGCAGCAUUGUCUCGUGACAUUGGCGGUUGAAUGGAAGUCAUUCGUGAGUUGUUUUCCGAUAUCAAGAAGUGAGUGUAGGGCUAUUUUGGAGAAGCCAGUUGACCUUUUCAAGCUAGCAGCCUCUGUAGCAUAACAGUAAUGUGACGACGUGUUGUGUGACCAGCUAGCAAUGGUGCAAGGACGGGGGAGCGUCAUCAAGCCAGUUUAAGGAAAAGCCUGUAUGUUCAUCCGGCAACAAAUCAUGUCUCCUAAUCUGCACUGAAUAAAAAAUGUAGGUGUGACAACCGCAAACAAUCCUUUGCGACAAACUUCCUUCAGAGAGCUGGAUACAACCUGAACCUCCACAAAGAUGGAGGACUCUCCUCACGUAUACAUCUCAGAAUUUGGAUACAACGAGGACCUGGAUGAGAUGGACAUGAAUGAAGAGGAAACCAGUAUGGAAUCGGACAUGGUUAACUCACCAUACCAGGAUACUGAAAGGGACUCUUUUCAAUGCCAGCACUGUGAGAGACACUUCUCCACCAAACCAGGCCUGGAACGACACAUGCACAUCCACACCUCGGCAAACAAGGAUGCUUACAAAUACAAAAGCAAUAUUUUGGAGCAGCAUGAGAAGGAAAAGCCUCUGGAUUUAGCAGGCUCGGCCAUGCAGCUUCAUACUUCAUCCACCACUGGCUCUAAUCCUCCCGUCUUGUUGGCUGGUGACCACACCGCUCAGCCAGACAAAUGGGGAGCGGCAGAGGGGCGUCACGCCUGCAAGUACUGUGAAAAGAUGUUCACCACACAUAUCAACAAGCGGCGGCAUGAGCGCAGGAUCCACGAGCAGCAGCACCUAGAGAACACAUGUAGGAAAGCCCAGCUGCCCCAGGAGGAAAACCUUGUGGGGAUGUGCAGCGAAACAAACCAACAGGAAACAGAGCUUGGUGACGAAACGGCUCCUGCAGCUGUUCUGGAGAAGCAAGUUGGACACACAGAACAAUACAUGCUAGACAUCUCUAGCAACAUUUCAGAGAAUCUUAGCUUUUAUAUAGAUGGAAAGAUAGUGUCAACAAGUACAGUCAGUAGCUGUGAAGCAGCUGAGGUUCAUUCUGCAUCUGCGACUUUAGUGGGAUUGGACGCCCUGAUCCUAGACCCCACCCAAAUCAGCCAGGUGUUAAAUACAGAUUCAGAGAUGUCUGGUCAACCCCUGGCAAGGAGAAGAACCGCGACACCUCCUCUUCUACCACAAAUUAAAACUGAACUGGAGUCUGACAUGGGUGUGUCUGCCUCCUCUUCUUCACUCGUGUGUUCUUUAAUAGAGAAUCUAUUCCCUCAGAAUACAGAGGGUACAGGGGUGCAGAAGGAAAGAACUGUGUUUCUGUCUCCAAAGCUCAAGCAGCUGCUGGAGAAACAGGAUGGCCUUACACCUACACUUGCACUCAUCGCAGACAGCCAGAAGCCUUCAUCACCGGUCGCUCUCUCCGUGCUGCCUGCAGGGACGGGACGCUUCAAAAGAAGGACGGGGUCUCCUCCACCGAGCUCUCCACAUCACAGCCUGCCAGAAGAAACAGCAGAGAGUGGAGACUGUGAAGCUGUGAGUACAGGGCAGGUGGAGACCACACAUAGCUCACCUGUGAAGGAUGACACACCCCCACCUCUGGAUGAGACAGUUUCAUCCACAGAGAGCUGGCCUCCCCCCACCGGCGGUAAUUCCUGUAACCAGCAGCCUCUGGAUCUCUCUAACACCGUUAAAAGCGGUGAAGACGUUGCUUCAGUCGAUGCGGCGCUGGAUUUGAGUUUUCAAAAAACUAAUCUGGGGGAGCUGACGUUAAAUGUAGUUUCACAUGCAGUUUUAACUGAAGGAAAAUCAAAUGAAAGCAUGGUGGGAAUGACCCUAAUGGAUACUGUAGAGCAGAAUAUAAGCCUCAUGAAUCCCGAGACCUCCCUCCUGACGGACUUCACCAUACUCACAGGUCCAGAUAUGAUGACCCCAAUGCAGUCGAUGGCAGAAGGGCUUCUUUACGGUCUCGCACUUCCCUCCAACUCCCUCACUCCAUCCCCCUCCCUGACCCCUCUCUCAUUGCAGCCAGCCUCACCGUGCACCAUAGCAUUCGCCUCCCAUGCCUCACACACGGGGCUCACCACUAGUCCUUCAUUAAUCACAGUGUUGGCACCGUCACAUAUUUCAAACCCUUCAAACCAACCGAUCCAGGUAUUAGCCCCCGAUAUAUCACGGGAGUCGUUGGUAAUCUGCACGGAAAAUGCAUUAAACUUCUCAGAGUGUGAUUUAACUACUGCUUUUGCCACUACAAAUUCUGCCAACCCCGUCACUCUCUCCCAACCCCUUGACCCGACUCUAAAUCUACCCGGCCACAUGUUUCUCUCUGAUCAAAUAACGCUCAGUCCGCCUUUACUGGAGUCCGCUCCGAUGUCAGAAGGGCAGUUCACCCCCGCUGUAACUUUAAGUGAUUCCCUCAUCAACUCCUACAGCAUAACCAGCAACACAGUGCUGAUAGAGUGCACGAUAGCUCUUGAAGCCCCGGGGGGGGCAGUCCCUGCUGCAGUCACCUUACAAGAAAACACAGCUGAGCCUCCAGCACAGAUGGCUGUUGAUCACCUCGAACAGGAACAGAUUGCAUCGGUGCCCAACCCACCAAGUGAAGACCCCGCUAUCCUCCUGUCCUCCAUCACAGAAUCAGUGACUCUGUCCACCUCCUCCUCUGAGGCUCCGCCUCCAGUGGGUGAACCGGGUCCUGACCCAGAGCUGGUUGUUAAUGCAGAGCCACCGACUGUAAAAGAGGAAGAAGAAGCUGCUGUUUCCGCCCCCGAACUCCCAUCCCAAACCUCUCCUUCUUCCGCCGAAGAGGAGGACGCCUCAACGACUCCCAGCGAUGCACACCAGCAGACUUUCACCAAGAAUUUCAUCUGCAAUGUGUGCGAUAAGCUUUUCCAUUCCAUGAAAGAGCUGGGCCAUCAUGUAGGCCACCACGCUGAUGAUUGGCCCUACAAAUGUGAGUUCUGCGUGCUGCUCUUCAGCAAACCCUCCGCUCUGCUCGACCAUCGGUCCAGCCUCCAUGGCGUGGGCAAGACUUACGUGUGCAGCGUGUGCACCAAAGAGUUCGUCUACCUUUGCAAUCUGAAGCAGCAUCAGGAGGAACUGCAUCCCGGACAGCAGUGCACGUACACAGAGGAUGAGAAGGGAAAACUAAGACCUCAGAACUACAAUAACCUGACAAAAGCCAACACGGAGAGCUCAGCACCCGAUGCUGCCGAGGAAACCAAGAGUGUGGUGAAGAAGGAGGAAGGGGAGGUAGAUGAGGCUGCUGAGGAACUGUUCACAACCAUAAAAAUCCUGGCUUCAGAUGGAGCCAAACUCAAAGGGCCUGAUGUUCGUCUCGGCAUUAACCAGCACUACCCCAGCUAUAAGCCCCCUCCCUUUCCCUACCACAACAGAUCCACCACGGGCAGCUUAGCUUCAGCCACCAACUUCACCACCCAUAACAUCCCACAAACUUUCAGCACGGCCAUUCGCUGCACCAAGUGCGGGAAGAGCUUUGAUAACAUGCCCGAAUUACAUAAGCACAUCCUGACCUGUGCAAACGCCAGCGAUAAAAGGCGAUACACGCCCAAGAGGAAUCCCAUCCCACUGCGCCACUUUGCAAAAACUCAGAAUGGAGUUCUGUCCACCACUAACUCCACCAACGGACUCAAUGCGUCCAACAGACCCAGCCAGUCAAACCGCUCCAAACCUAACCAGGAACCGGCAGUGAGAGUGAAGUUUAAGGUGCUGAGCAAAAGGAAGAAGAAGAUGGUCCAAAGGGUCAUGCCACAGAGGAACAAGUCAAUCGCUUCAUCCAAUAAAAUGUCCCGCGCUCAUGUAGAUGAGCAGCAGGAGAUCUUUGUGUGCCCGCACUGCAGCAGGGAGUUCACAAUGCGCCGCAGCAGAACCAAACACAUGGCCGUCUGCCCCAAGAAACCGAAAGAGGUGAAGAAAAGGAAAGAAGGAGGCAUCUCCGUGACGAAGGAGAAUGACGGACACCUGCACAGAGGGGCGGAGGAGACAAAACAGUCCUCCCCUCUGCAUAAAACCAGACUCCAGACUUCUGGCCCCGCUAAAAGACCCGCCAUCCUACCGGUGCAAACGGUCCUGUCAAACAAGAGAAGUAAAAUCAUUAUCAAAGAGCCGCCAAAUCAAGAGACCCCCACUCUGAGUGAACUCCCCACUGUCCGCACUUUCAACCCCUCGAUGCGUCAGUACAGCCGCAUGCAGCACAGCGCCAAAGGCAUCCCCAUCAAGAUCACCAUAGUGAAGCCACAGCAGGCGGCCCCGCCCUCCCCCGCAGGCCCAGAGGACAGCAGCAGCUCCGAGCAGAGUCCAGCAGUCUGAAGGGGAGCCUCCGGUAGAUAAUGUAUAUUCAACUGUUUAUUUAAUGUGACAAAACACACUGUAAACAUGGAAAUCACAUAAACAGUCAUUCCUAAUGUGCUGAAACUACAGUACCAGCAGCCUCUACAAUAUGCAACCCUCUCAAAUUAUUUACAGCAGGGUUUUAUACCAAAAUGCAGAAGAUCCCCCUUAAAAUGUUAAACCGAUGCCAGAAAACAACAUUUCUGUUCGUCAAAAAUGGUAUAAUUACUCAAUGAUUAAAAUCUCGUCAAAUAUUCCAUCAGAUGACAUAGAGAGCUUUGUUUUUAUGGAGCUCCGACGUAGUGUUGUUUACGUCUGCAGGCCAUCUUGUAUUCGGGCGUCAUGUUCUAGCGAGAUCUGAUAUAAUUAAUAUACAAGAUCAGCGCCACACAGCCUUUUCUAGAAAAAACCUGAACAGUAUUUUCGUACAAUAAAGGUUUUGGAAAGACAACAAAAAAGAUCUCAGCACUACUCCAUUCCUAACUGACUUAAGUUUUUGUUUAAGUUACUAAAGCUUAAACUAAAAAUGUUACGUAUACCUUUUCAUUGCAUCUUGUGUUUGUUUGUUUUUUUGACUGAAAUGUUUUUUAUUUCAUUGGAAGGCCUCUGAGUAUUUAGAAAAGCGCUACACAAUAUUAAGUGUUUGUUUAUUUUGAAUUAACAAACGUAAAUGUAAUAACCGAUAUGUCAGAAUCCUAACGUCCCUACCUUUGUCUUCAGGACUCUGCUGCGGUGCUGCUCACACUGGAGGUAACUGCCCCCCCCCCCCACACACGCACUAUAAAGCUCAUGGACCCAGAGUGCAUCACACUGUACAAUAAGUGACAGAACUGAGGACGGAUGAAGCGGACGAAUUUAACUGAGAAUCUGAAAGCUUUUCUAGCGGCUUGGAGUUUUGUAGAGUUCUCCUUCAUUUCGUAAACUUUGGAUUUGCACUUUGAAGUUAGUCUGACUGCUACGUUUCACAAAUUGGAAAGGAAGUGGGGGGCGGGGGGACGUGAGGCUUCAAGGCUGCUCUCAUUUCCAACUUUCUGCGUUUUUUUAGAGAGGAUGGCAAGUGGCAAUCAUUCUCAGCAUGCAUUUGCACUUUUCCUUAUCUGUCGUCUGUGGCCUUUUGAUUUGAACUCUGACUGCAUGCUGCUAGCUUUUACCACAGCCGUUCUCAUUCAGGAGGGAUUAUGUUUAAGCAAUUAGGCCUCGAACACGGAGUCUGGUUUUGCUCUGCUGGUUUGAUUCAAAUUAAUCAGUGUAGUGACAUAAUACAAAGUAGUAUUUUAUAUAAAAGACACAUCAAGAAGACAACAGAAUCAUACAAGUAGGACUAUAGUUGGGUGUGAUAUUGGCUUUAAGCUACUUAUACACAUGUUUUAGGGAUUUCAGCGAUAUUAACUACUAUUAUGAAAGUCAGUGUGUCAAUAUUGUUCAGAAUGUUACCUUGAAUGCCACCGUCAUCCAAUCAAAAAGUAAGUAAUCCGGUGGUCCCAGUUGCUAUGUACUUCAAUGCGAGUUAGAGAAUGUACCCUAGAUUAGGACUAAAUGGGUUGGCAAAAUAAUUUGUCUUUAGAUCAAAAACUAAAUUCAUCAUCGUUUUACCAAAGGGGUUUUUCCUAAGAAGAGAAUGUUCUCGACUUUUGGGAAACCGGUUGAUGCAUUGGCACUGCAAUUCCAAACAAAAGUACUAUAUCAUUUGUACAGCUUGGACGCGUCAUAGCAACUUUAACAAUAGCUAAUUCUACACCACACGCUGACCGAUUCAUCUCCAGUUCUCUGGCCUUUGAUGCAUUUCUUUCUAAAUUGACUUUCACAACUGUGUAUAUAUUUACAGACUGCUUGUAGGUUUUUCUCCUGCACCUGUUUCACAAAGUGUCAGAAUGAUUUGUGUGUUUUCCCCCAUCAUUCAACAACUCUACAUCUUCAUUAGAUUAGAAAUACUGUCCGUUCAGGUCUUUGUCAUUGCUUAUAAUCUGCUGUGAAGUGUGUAGAGUUAAUGCAUACAUGUACAAAUCACAAAAUGGAAAUGUGAGAUCAGUGGUUGGGGAUUUUCUGCUGGAACACCUAAAGAUACAUAUGGAGAGUGAGUGCAAUGAGUUGUAUCCAUUUCAUUUUGUAUAAGCUAUUAGUUUGAAGAUUCAGUGCUUUACAGGGUAAUAAUUUAAUAAUCAUGAGGUGAUUUAUAUUCAUUUAGGCUAAAACUUGACUAUGUCCUGUAUUUCAGAGAUCUCUAUUUUAAAUGUUUGCCUUUUCCAAACGUUGUAUAUCUCCUUCAGUGUGUUGGAUGUAGAGGGUGGUUUGGGAGACUGUUAUUUAACUGUGAAAAGUGCUUGUAGCAUUUCAAAGUGUUAAUUGAGUCAUGUUUAUUUAUUAAUAAUUUAAAAUCACAGUAUCAAUACCUGAACAGUCCUCUGUAUGAUUUGCACUAAAGUUUUUUCAAGCGAGUGUUCAAAAAUAAAUGGAGAAUGUUAAGACUA
Messenger RNA from Eleginops maclovinus (Patagonian blennie), 6977 nucleotides. It is a transcript of the gene prdm2a, whose product is annotated as PR domain containing 2, with ZNF domain a. Gene Ontology annotation, cellular component: nucleus. Gene Ontology annotation, molecular function: DNA-binding transcription factor activity, RNA polymerase II-specific; RNA polymerase II transcription regulatory region sequence-specific DNA binding. Gene Ontology annotation, biological process: regulation of transcription by RNA polymerase II. NCBI's taxonomy places the organism in Eukaryota, Metazoa, Chordata, Actinopteri, Perciformes, Eleginopidae. The record is from RefSeq and is a predicted model, not a curated record.